AUGGCGCUCGAAGCGCCUCCCUUGUUCUCGUCGAAGUUCCUGAAAGCAAGGAAGACGAAAAAAACUGCUGGAUCGGGACACGGAGACGACGCGGCUCCGAACGCUGCGAAGCGCACGAGCGUGACUUUAACGGGGACGGCCGACGAGGCCACCGAUAAAAGAGCGAAGUCGUUACGAGAUAGGUUACCAACAGAAGCAGGUCCCGCCAGUGCCGUUGCGAAGGGUCAUGGUGCAAAGAAGCGUAAAGCACUGGGAGUUGACGAACCGAAUAAGGCCAAGGCUAGUCGCACGGAAGUUCCUUCGUUAGGCUCGCAUAGAAAAGCAUCGGCAAAUACCUUGACUGCGAGCAGGGUUCAAGGUGUAGGGUUUAAGGGGGAGAGGGGAGGAGAUCAAGAAGGAGAUUUGAGGGAAGAGGAGGUUUUGCGCGGAGGCGAGGAUGCGCAGAGGGGUGAUUGCGAUAAUGACGUGGAUAAGAUCGGCCGUACACGUGGCGGCGUCAGGGGCGGCGAGGAGGCAGGUGACGUCAGCAGAGAUGGCACGCAGGCGAGGGAGCCAAAAGCCGGGAGGGGGCGCGGGGGACGGCGGAAGCGGGUGGGCGGGAGGGAGGGGGGAAAGGCGGGGGUUGAUGGAGAGGCGGAUGGGGAGAGGGAGGAGGGAGAGGAGGGUGAAGAGGAAGCGGAGGAGAGAGGGAAGGAAAAUGGGGAGGAAGGCGAGGAUGGGGAGGAGGAAGGAGAGGAAGAGGGGGAGGUGGAAGAGGAAGAAGAGAUGGAUGAUGGUAGUGAAGGGGAGGACGAGGAGGAAGAGGGGAGGGCGGAGAAAGCAGAGGACGGAGGAACAGAGGAAGACGACGCAGCAGCAACUGCGCUGCUCGCCAAGGCUGACGUGUCUCUCUCAGCCACUGCCACGUGUGACUCAUUUGCUGACCUGUCACUGGCCCCAUGGCUGGUUGCCACGUGUCACGAGAUGGGUCUGCGCCACCCCACCCCAGUGCAGUGCGCGUGCAUCCCCCCUGUCAUCGCGGGCAGCAACGUCAUUGGUGUGGCUCAGACGGGAAGCGGCAAGACUGCUGCUUUCGCCCUGCCUAUUCUGCAGAAGCUAGCAGAGGAUCCGUAUGGCGUGUUUGCCCUGGUCCUCACCCCCACCAGGGAGCUUGCUCUGCAGAUCGCUGACCAGUUCCGGGCUCUGGGGUCAUCGCUUUCUCUGCGCUGCGCUAUUGCUAUUGGCGGGGGUGAUAUGGUGGAGCAGGCCAUGCAGCUGACGGGUCGGCCACAUGUGGUGGUGGCAACGCCGGGGCGACUGAGGGAGAUGCUGGAUCAAGAGGAGAGCAUGGGGCGCGUGUUUAGCAACCUGCAGUUCUUGGUGUUGGAUGAGGCCGAUCGUCUCUUGGACCGCGGGUUCGAAGAGGAGAUAGCGGCGAUUCUGGCGAGGAUGCCCAAGGAGAGGCAGACGCUGCUGUUUUCAGCUACUUUCACCGCCAACUUGCACGCCUUGAAGGCUAUGAGCAAAACAAAGAAGCUGUUCCAUUUCGAGGCCUACGAGGGAUUUAAGACAGUCGAAGCAUUAGACCAAACGUACCUCUUCCUGCCCGCCAACGUGCGAGACGUGUACCUCUGCCGCCUCCUCUCCCGCCUCCUCCCCUCCCUCCCCACCAUCCUCCCCCCCGCGCCACCCCUCCCCGCAUCUGCUGCUGCCCGCCCAACUGUGCGCUCGGUUAUCGUCUUCACCUCGUCCUGCCAGUCCUGCCAGGCAGUCAGUGCGCUCCUGGACGAGGUGGGUCUCUCCAACGCGCCUCUCCACGCCCUGCUGCCGCAGCGCAAGCGCUCAGCUGCUCUGCACCGCUUCAAGGCGUCCCAAGUGCCGAUUCUGGUGGCCACUGACGUCGCCAGCAGAGGGCUGGACAUCCCCACCGUCGAUCUGGUGAUCAACUACGACAUCCCCAGGUUCACCCGGGACUAUGUGCACAGGGUGGGGCGAACAGCCAGAGCAGGGAGAGGUGGGCGAGCCAUCAGCCUGGUCACUCAGUACGACGUGCAUCUGGUGCACAGCAUUGAGAAGCUCAUUGGCCGAAAGCUCGCGGAGUGCACUGACGUGACUGAAGCCGAUGUGCUUAAAUGUAUCAGCAAGGUAUUCAAGGCACGGAGGGCAGCACUGCUGAAGGUGUCAGAGAGUGGGUUUGAGGAGCGGGCCAAGCAGAGGGCGGAGCAGAAGAGGAAGAUUCGGGAGGGGCGGAGAGAGCGAGAGGGGAGUGAGAAAGUGAAGAAAGGCAAGUGA
Messenger RNA from Closterium sp. Yama58-4, 2271 nucleotides. Lineage: Eukaryota; Viridiplantae; Streptophyta; Zygnematophyceae; Desmidiales; Closteriaceae. The record is from the annotation of a GenBank genome assembly.